UAGCCAAAGUGGGAGUGGAAUUGUUACCCCUGCCGGCGAAAAUGACGUGACAUCCAUCGCCUCCGCAGCUCCCAAGCCCCAACUUGCGAGCUCGUAUAAAUGGCGAGCAUGGCCGCCCAGAUUCUAGCUGUCAUACAGGCCGGGAACCAGAGCCCAGCACUCCAUAGAGAUAGCUAAUAGAUUAGCUGCUGCAGUCAUCAUAUAUAGACAGAGCUUAUUAAUUAUACUAGUCAUAUAUAGAUAUAUAGCCAGCGAUAGCUAGGCAAACUAAUUAAGGUGGCAUGGACGCGAUCAGCAGCCUGAUGCUGCAGGAGGGGUGGAGGAAGGGCCCGUGGACGGCGCUGGAGGACAGGCUGCUUACCGAGUACGUGCAGCAGCACGGCGAGGGCAGCUGGAACUCCGUCGCCAAGCUCACAGGCCUGCGGCGGAGCGGGAAGAGCUGCCGGCUGCGGUGGGUGAACUACCUCCGGCCGGACCUUAAGCGGGGGAAGAUCACCCCCGACGAGGAGACCGUCAUCCUCCAGCUGCACGCCAUGCUCGGCAACAGGUGGUCAGCGAUCGCGCGGUGCCUGCCGGGGAGGACGGACAACGAGAUCAAGAACUACUGGAGGACGCACUUCAAGAAGGCCCGGCCGUCGCGGCGCGCCCGGGCGCAGCUGCUGCACCAGUACCAGCUGCAGCAGCAGGAGCAGCGCCGCCAGUACCUCCAGAGCCUGCAGCUCCUGCAGCAGCAGCAACAGCAACAGCAGGAGAUGCUGCUCCAGCAGCAGAACCAGCAGCAGCUGGUGGUGAAACAACAGCAGCUGGAGCAGCAGAGCCCGCCGGAGUCUGAUCACCAGGCCGUGAUGGCGAUGAUGGACAGCCUGCAAAGCACGGCGGAGUGCUACUGCAGCCCGGUGUCGCCGAUGAUGUCGGUGCCAGUGCCGGAGCAGUGCUGCGCGCUCCCGGCCGACGACGACGCUAUGCUGUGGGAUAGCCUGUGGAGGCUGGUGGACGGCGAGGGAUGCGGCGACGGUGACGGCUCCAGCGGCGGCGAGUACUAGCCGGCUAGUACGUACGUGUGCGUGUGUAUGCCAGUGUAAAAAAAAAAGAAAGUGGAAGAGGAGGUUCUUCAGGUUUCAGCUGCUGCAAGGCAAGGAUACUGCUAGUGGAAGUAGAGACAUGCUAAUUUUCCUAUGAGAAUAGUUGGUCUUGAUCAUGCUUCAUGUUUUAUUUUUCUUUUACCCAUGAACCAUGAGCAAGUAGCAUUGUAUCAAAGGGCCCUCUGUUUACGCUAUCCUGUUACAAGGUUGAAAUACCUUCAUGUAAUUUUGGUUUCAAGAAUCAAGAUCAUGUUUUAGCUAGCAUGGAUUUAUUA
Molecule: messenger RNA, 1357 nt
Organism: Sorghum bicolor (sorghum)
Lineage: Eukaryota; Viridiplantae; Streptophyta; Magnoliopsida; Poales; Poaceae
Product: transcription factor MYB2
Exons: 3
Coding region: 282-1043 (253 amino acids)
Source: RefSeq, a predicted model, not a curated record